AUGCCUUACAACACAAACGUCAUUCCUCCCCGGAAGGAGGUAACAGGCCAACCGGCAUUGCCCUUGGCCCGCGUAAAGAAGAUUAUCGGCACAGACCCAGACAUCGGGAUCUGCUCAAAUAACGCCGCCUUUGUCAUCACCCUCGCGACCGAGAUGUUCAUACAGUACCUCGCCAAUGAGGGCCAGAACAUGGCCAAGCUGGACCGCAAGCCUCGUCGCAACGUUCAAUACAAAGACCUGGCAAACGCCGUCAACCACCAUGACAACCUCGAGUUCCUCGAAGACGUCAUCCCCAAGACUAUCCCCUACAAGAAAAUCAAGGACCAAGCCGCCAUCUCCCGCACAGCGCCCAAAAAGUCUGACGCGGAGCCCAAGAAGCGCCAAUCCACCAACGGCGUCAACGGCGCCGCCGCUUCCGCCGUCCACGAGGACGACCCCAGCGCGCAGCUCGAGGCCGAAUCUCGCCAGGCGGUGGCCGCUGGCCAUGACGGGGACGUCGACAUGACGGGCUAG
Molecule: messenger RNA, 513 nt
Organism: Colletotrichum truncatum
Lineage: Eukaryota; Fungi; Ascomycota; Sordariomycetes; Glomerellales; Glomerellaceae
Product: histone-like transcription factor and archaeal histone family protein
Biological process (GO): DNA-templated DNA replication
Cellular component (GO): nucleus; CHRAC
Molecular function (GO): protein heterodimerization activity
Source: RefSeq, a predicted model, not a curated record